AUGUUGUUCGCAGUCUCGCAAGCUUUGUUCAUUCUCAGCCUGAUUCAGGAACACCUAGCUGAUCAGCCCGGAACUUGCCCUCGCCGACUUCCUUAUCCAUCUCUUUUUUUGGACGACGGGACUUGUUACGAUGGUGACUUCAUUCUCAUGAAGCUCGGUCUCGUUCCAGACUCCCUUCCAUGCACGGUGUGGUGUCACGGUCAAGCUCAGAAAUACCUACAGUCCCUCACGGUGUCUAGCUUGCUCGUCAAAUCUCCAGUCUCGCUAUGCAGCGUCGGCAAGCAGUCACUUUCCUAUCGAACCACAUACUUGUCGUUUUCAACCAUGUUCGGGUUGAUGGACGGCUACGAGCGCUACAUCGCCCGCGUGGCUGCCAAAUAUAAGGCCUCCAUUUCCGGGACUCCUCCACCUUCGACGCUCGGCAAGCGGGCGUUCCAAGACUCGAAAAAAAGUGACAAGCUCACUGGCUCUUCCAGGCCUCCAUUUUCACCAUUUUCGGCUUUGACCUUAUAUCGCCUCCUUUGGAUGACUACAUCAGAAUUGAUUCGUCAUUACUGGGACAUGGAUUAUAUCAGGCAAUUCACGGUCAACUUAUACCGGCAGGAGGAGGAAGAGGGACGCGCUGAAUAUGCCGAGUUGGGGUCGCGAUUAAACAAUUAUCUGGGAUACUUGAAAAGGUCUGCCGGUCUAGAGGAGCUUCCCACAGGUAAUGGCGAUGCCAGCAAAGCUAAGAGCAAGGAAGGCGAAUCAGGGUCAGUUACAGCUCUCAAUUGGAGGCUUUGCAAGUGUGAGGUGGCCAUCAAAUUCAACCGCAUGCUCUUGGCUACGGGUCCAGCUGCAGAUCCAGCAAUUGACCUCUUGUUUCAGACUCUCUGUAAGCCUCAAUACGUGAGCCAAUACCUCGCAAGUCUACCUUACAGCUGGAGUCUUGACAAAGCUAAUUCUCUGAUCAUUGACAGCAAGGAGACUUAUCCACCACAGGCGAAAAGUCUGACGACGUUUCUAGCUGAUGAAAACCAGCAACGAGGAUUUUCCUGUGAGACUGCGAACGGUCUUUUCGGAACCGACAGAGUUUGUCAGUCUAUGCGUCGUCCCGGAUGGGUGCAGCUGAAGUGCUGGGAUUCUCUCAAGCUCGCUACGAGAAAACAAAGGGAUCGUCCACAGCCAAAUUGUCGUAAUCCGAUGCCGCUACUGAGGGAUCCGAACCCUUACUUAUAG
Messenger RNA from Protomyces lactucae-debilis, 1218 nucleotides. RefSeq lists its product as uncharacterized. The record is from RefSeq and is a predicted model, not a curated record. The transcript has a single exon. Lineage: Eukaryota; Fungi; Ascomycota; Taphrinomycetes; Taphrinales; Protomycetaceae. Bases 1 to 1218 code for a protein of 405 amino acids.